Messenger RNA from Colletotrichum truncatum, 1557 nucleotides. The record is from RefSeq and is a predicted model, not a curated record. Lineage: Eukaryota; Fungi; Ascomycota; Sordariomycetes; Glomerellales; Glomerellaceae.
AUGUCGACCAACACAACCACCACCACCUCGUUUUCCAACACCAAGACCAUCCCUGCUACUCCCUACCUUUUUGCGAGCCAGCCCUUUUUGUCUUCCCUUUUACCCUCUCCUGACAUUAGUCUUCCCUCUGCCGUCCGCUUUAGAACCGCAGAAGGCGUCAAAACCAUGGCCAUGAACACAGAGAUCAUGGACUUUGUUGGCCGAUAUCAAACAUUACAGGGUUAUCAAAAUGCCAGCGACGAGCUGAUUAAGGAGCUUCAGGGCUCAUAUGGCGAAGAAAACCAGCUCCUGAAGCAGGAGCUGCGCAACGCUAAACUGGACCUUGAACACGCCACGGUUUCUAGAAGAGAAUUGCAGCACACAUUGUCUGGACUGGAAUCGGAUUAUAACUACAUUAAGAACCGCAAUCCUUACGUCUUAAUCCUAAUUGAUGGCGAUGGCCUCCUUUUUCAAGAGACCUUAAUAAACCAGGGUAUCGAGGGCGGUAAGCAGGCCGCCUACGCCCUUCGAUCCGCCGUCGCCGAAUAUGUGGGAAGUCAGUCUGGUGAAGUCGAGAUAAUUGCCAAGGUUUGCGCAAAUUUGUCGGGCCUUGGACGAGCUAUGCGUCGCGACGGCUGCUUGGAUAGCGAGGGUUAUCUGAAGGACUUUUCGCUAGGUUUUACGCAGGCCAAAGCUUCUUUUGAUUUUAUCGACGUCGGCCACGGUAAAGAACGUGCCGAUUCCAAAAUUAAAGAAGCUACACGAUGGCAUUUACGAAACCAUAACUGCAAACAAAUUUUGCUGGGCAUCUCCCACGACGCCGGAUAUGCCCCGUUCCUUGAUGAAAUCCUUCAAGACACAGACACUCGUGUGAGAGUCAGCCUUAUUGAGGGUGUUGCGACGGUCCGGGAGCUGAAGAACACCAAUGUCCACAUCCUGGACCCCCUUCCCAGCCUUUUCCGAGACCAGAAGCUGAUCGAUCGAUGUGGUGAUCGAUGUGUCGAAGCAGCAUAUCUGCAGCCAGCGCCGGCGAUGGUCUCAUCGCCACCACAAGCUGUUUCCUCGCCGGCUUCCACGUCGACGCCUUCCUCCUGGGCUUGUGUGACCAAGGCAAGCCCUCCACCUCAAAUCACCACCCCGUUAGCGAACAGAAGCAUCAAUAUUCCAAUCCGGCAUGCUCCCCAGCCCAAAACACAAGGCCCAACAUGGAACGUCGGACCGCGUGGGUUUGAUCCUCCAAUCCCUAUCAGCCAGGCGGCCUUGGAAAAUAUCAAGAAAAGGACAGGAAACAGCAAGUUGUGCAACAAUCACUAUCUGCGUGGCCCUUGCGCUAAAGGGGAUGAAUGCUGCUUUGAGCACAAGUAUAAGCCUAACAACGAGGAAAUCAAUGCUAUUGCUCAUUUGACCCGUCUGAAUCCAUGCACUAGCGGCCAAGAAUGCGACGUGGAGAACUGUAUUUAUGGACAUCAUUGCCCUAGUGUGGUCGGUAACACCUGCGCACAUCCAUAUUGCAAGUUCAGGGUUUCUGAUCACCCACCGGGAACGAAAUUUAAGAACUCCAAGAUUAUCGAGAACUAG